AUGCCUCCUGUUGAUUAUAGUUUCAUGUCUCAUAUUAAGUUAGAACAUUCAGAUAUUGGUGAAAUUGUUGAUGAAAUUGAAGAAGAAGAGUUGUUGGAUGAAGAUAGUAUGGAAGAAGACGAGGAAGAAGAAGAAAUCAUGAAUGAGUUAGAAAUAGGAAUGGAGUAUGAUAUACAUGUGCUUGAUCAAGGCAAUCAACAAACAAGUGGAAGAAGGACUAGAACAGCUCGAAUGCAAGUGAAUACUAACUACAUUCGAUACAAUAUUCAAGUGCCUCAAUCCAUUCUUGAUGACACCUAUACUGAUGAAAUUGAAGAAGAAGAAGAAGAGGUGGUUGAGGAAGAAGAUAUGUCUGAGUAUUUUGGAAAAAGUACAUGUUAUGUUACUUGUGUUAUGGACAUAGACACCAACGAAGAUGAUGAGGAACAAGAUGCAUGUGCUAUCUGCUUACUUGAAUAUAAAGAUGAAGAUAACAUUGGCACACUUCAAUGUGGCCAUGAAUUUCAUGCUGAAUGCAUCAACAAAUGGUUGCACAGGAAAAAAUCAUGUCCUUUUUGUAGAGCUUCAGUAUUGCCCACAAACACAUCACUGUCUGACAUUAUUCUGUAA
Messenger RNA from Solanum lycopersicum (tomato), 609 nucleotides. RefSeq names its product E3 ubiquitin ligase BIG BROTHER-related-like. Gene Ontology annotation, cellular component: nucleus. Gene Ontology annotation, molecular function: ubiquitin protein ligase activity. The record is from RefSeq and is a predicted model, not a curated record. NCBI's taxonomy places the organism in Eukaryota, Viridiplantae, Streptophyta, Magnoliopsida, Solanales, Solanaceae.